UUUAACUUAAGCUUUAGAGCUAACUAGAUUUCUGCUUCUCCUUUUAAUUCUUCCUGCUGAAGCUUAGCGCUGGAGCUUCAAACAUACUUACUCUCCUGGCUACCAGCCGCAGACGUAGCAUGGUCCAAGCUGGUAUGCAAGGGCUCGCAUGCUGGAUGAUCCAAGUUUCAGGCUCCUGCGGAGGCAAAAUGGUCACUCGACCGUCUUGUUGCUUCACGAAUGACUUGAUGAACCCACUCGCUACUUGCAAUAUCAUCUUCCAGCAGCUUCGAAAGAAACCAGUCAUGAAAGAGCUGCCAGAUUCUUGGGAGUCUCGGUUUGCACCCGAAGCUUCUGUGCCAUAUCUUUCUCAUGGCGGCCUCGUCUUAUGCCGGUUUCGAAUCCACUGACGCAGCAAUGGGUCCUAUCGACAGUUCUAUCGACAACUGCACACAGGUGCUGGCGACGAUAUGUCAGUGACGGCAAGCAAUUCUUCCGGAUCUGGAUCUCCCCGUACCUGUUUGACUCGAGGCUGGGUAUUAGGACACUUUCUUGCUACCAAACCGUUUGCCUGACAUCUCUCAACACGGUGUUCAUCAGAGGUUUGCAGUACGAUCUCGGUUACUUCUCGCACCACUCCGCACUUGUGCUACUCCAGAUCGCUAAACUCCAGUGGCGGAGUUUAGCGGAUCCAAAUGGAGUUUAGUGGAGUGCUGUGGAUAGCUCUUUGACAUGCUGUGGGAUACAUGAUUCUAAGGCUGUGGUCGCGGUGCUGGACAGAGAAAAACAACCAUGGACGUGGAAAGAGGUGGCAACUUUAGAGGGCAACUUUCACAGCUGGGACUUUCGCAAGUGCUGUACGCAUGGAAGCCUUACGUUUGCGGUUCUGUCGAUGGGAGUGGCUUGAGGAGGCUUGGAACAUGUUGUGUCCGUGGAUAUUUUGGGACUCACGGGAGUAAAACGCUACCUCCAGAUACUUCACUUGCAGUUCGUACCAUCAAAAAGCGAACUCACUCGGACGGGCAGCUGUCCGAACUAGCAGUGUAGUUAUAGAUGAGCUUCAUAUGGUUGGAGAUAAAGAGAGAGGUUAUUUGCUAGAACUAAGCUACGAUAUGCGGCCGGUAAAGGUGACUAUGAAAGCAGCAGCCCGACGGCCCCACGAGCUUGCAAAUUAUAGGAAUGAGUGCAACGAUGCCUAAUGUAGCAGCCGUUGCAUCAUGGCUUCAGGCUGCAUUUUAUGAGACUAACUUUCGGUUCCUUUAGACGAACACAUUGAAGUCAUUUACGAUACUAGUAUGAAUACUGUUCGUGCUCUAAAAGUAGGCUCUGAACUUAGCGGCAAGGAUCCAGAUCACAUCGUCCAUCUGUGCCAUGAGGUGGUUAGUAAGGCCAUUCUGUGCUUUUGUUUUGUUCAAGUCGUCAUGCCUGCGAAACCACUGCCCGACGAGAUACAAGCAAAUGGCUGGGAGAGCAGGAAGAGCAGGGAUACACACGCAUGGCGAGAGUGUAAAACUUCUCUCGUUUAUGUAUUCUGAAAUUUGCCGAAUGUUGGUUUUGCAGAUAUUAAUCUAUAAAAGUGAGGAGCUUCCCAUUCUGAAAGAAGGUUGUCAACCGUUGCAGUCAUGUCUCGCCGAGGAAAAGAAUGGAAUGAUGAGAGCUCGUUUUGGAGGUACCCUUCUCAACUCUACACAGCCUUUUGAUGACGUCGUGAAGUCUGCUCAAGAUUCUUUUCUGUGCCACAAGCGACUGAUAGAGUGGGAUCAGGAGUUACAGAUCUACAAAAUAACUACAUUAGGAAAAGCAGCGUUUGGCAGUUCGCUCAGCCCGGAAGAAUGCUCGAUGCAGGUUGUCUUUGAGGAUCUUGCUAAAGCCCGUGAAAGUUUUGUUUUAGCGUCAGAUUUGCACCUUGUUUACGAGGUUACUCCUAUUCACAUGGAGCUUGAACUGGACUGGGGAGCUUACUAUCAAAGAUUUGUCGAAUUGUCCUAUGUCGAUCAGGCAGUUGGGGUGACCGUGAUGCGCAUGGCUCAUGGAGCACCAAUGCAGGGCCAUAAAAGGAGUAUCGCUUUUUUGUGGCUCUUAUAUUGUCCAAGCUUCUUCAGGAAGUGCCGCUAAUGGACGUCUGCAGUACGUUCAUGGUGCCGAGGGGCACUGUGCAAGCUCUUUCUUUGAUUUUUUUACCUUUCUUUUAUGUUUUCACAGGCUGCACGAGCUAGGUGUUUAUACAAAGCGGGCUUACGAACAGUUGAAGCUGUAGCUGAGGCUACAAUUCCUGAAUUUGCAAACGCACUGUGCGAUUCUUCAUUCAAAGAACAUAUGCUGGUAUGGAUGUAUGCUGCAACGGAGCAGGGAGAAUUGUCCUGGAUCGAGCAGAAGAGGCGCGAACAGCUGCUUUCUCGGCCUUUCAAGCUCUUGGAGCAACGAUUCCCCAUUCGCUGUCGCAGCCUUUAUAUGCCAGAGUUGAGAGGCCUCGAUGGCCAUAUCUCCAAAGCAGGACGAGAGCAAGGCCGACGUUCAUAGCACUGAAAAGGAAAACCGAGCAGUAAUUAUGCAAGAAAAUGGUAACCAUGGCCACAAUGCGUUUGGAGCAUUGCGGAAAAGAAGGCCAAGGACCCGAUCUUGCCGCUGUCACAUCAGAUCUGGAAACAAGGUUUUGAUACAUUCCCCCCGAUUUCAGGACCAGUGAAUAAUUCUUGUUGUGAACAUCAUCUUUAAUUCAAAAAAGUGGUACUUCGAUCUAAUACUAUUAA
Molecule: messenger RNA, 2729 nt
Organism: Selaginella moellendorffii
Lineage: Eukaryota; Viridiplantae; Streptophyta; Lycopodiopsida; Selaginellales; Selaginellaceae
Product: helicase and polymerase-containing protein TEBICHI-like
Exons: 9
Coding region: 1351-2094 (247 amino acids)
Biological process (GO): DNA-templated DNA replication; double-strand break repair
Molecular function (GO): DNA-directed DNA polymerase activity
Source: RefSeq, a predicted model, not a curated record